Calidris pugnax (ruff) is the source of this 3212-nucleotide messenger RNA. It is a transcript of the gene MPEG1, whose product is annotated as macrophage expressed 1. The record is from RefSeq and is a predicted model, not a curated record. NCBI's taxonomy places the organism in Eukaryota, Metazoa, Chordata, Aves, Charadriiformes, Scolopacidae. Gene Ontology annotation, biological process: defense response to bacterium. The transcript has a single exon. The coding region runs from base 46 to 2208 and encodes 720 amino acids.
CCUCACCGCUCGGACGCCUGGUGAGGGCCCUGCGCCGGUUCAGCCAUGGGGUGGGUGUUGUGUGGGGUCCUGCUCGCCUGGGUGUCGGUGGCUUGGGUGAGAACAGCUGAGCGGUCCCAGGAGCUCUCCUCGUCUACAGGGUUUCCAGACUGCAAGAAGGCCCUGAAGCUCCCAAGUCUGGAGGUCCUGCCCGGGGGGGGCUGGGAUAAUCUGAGGAAUUUGGAUAUGGGCAGAGUCAUCAACCUAGGCUACUCACUGUGCAAGACCACAGAAGAUGGAUCUUAUAUCAUCCCAGAUGAGAUCUUCACUAUCCCUCGCAAGCAGAGCAACCUGGACAUCAACUCUGAGAUCAUCGAGUCCUGGAAAGAUUACCAAAGCAUCACCUCCGCCUCCAUCAACCUGGAACUGUCCCUCUUCUCCUCCAUCAAUGGCAAGUUCUCUUACGACUUCCACCGGACCAAGACUCACCAAGUGAAAGACCGUGCUGUCACCACCCGAGUGCAAGUCAGGAAUCUGGUUUACACUGCCAAGAUCAACCCAGGGGCAGUCCUGGACAAGGGCUUCAAGAAGCAGCUGCUGACAAUUGCCAGCCACCUGGAGAACAACCAGACACGGAUGGCUGAUUUUCUGGCCGAGGUGCUAGUGCUUAACUACGGCACCCACACCAUCACCUCUGUGGACGCCGGAGCCAGCUUGGUGCAGGAGGAUCAGAUCAAGGCAACCUUCCUGAAGGACAGCUGGGCCACACGGAGCACUGUCACUGCCUCAGCCGGUGUUGCCUUCCACAGCAUCAUCAGUGUAAAAGAGGAGGAGUCCCUGGACGUCAGCUCUGGCUUCACCAAGCAGUAUAUGGGGAACCGCACCAACUCCAGAGUAGAGAGCAUCGGUGGGACCCCCUUUUACCCAGGCAUCACCCUCAAGACCUGGCAGGAAGGAAUCAGAAACCAGCUGGUGGCUCUAGACCGCUCGGGGUUGCCCCUGUACUUCUUCAUCAACCCCAGCACCCUGCCAGAGUUGCCCACCCCCACAGUGAAGAAGCUGGCCAGGCGAGUGGAACUGGCUAUUCGCCGCUACUACACGUUCAACACCUACCCAGGCUGCACCGAUGCCACAUCGCCCAACUUCAACUUCCAUGCCAAUGCUGACGACGGCUCCUGUGAGGGUGCCAUGACCAACUUCACCUUUGGGGGAGUCUUCCAGGAGUGUGCUGGGCUGGCCGGCCCUGACACCAGUACGUUGUGCCGGGGGCUGGAGCAGAGGAACCCCCUUACUGGGGCUUUCUCCUGCCCCGCCACCUACACUCCAGUGCUGCUGGGCGUGCAGGAGCGGGAGGAAGGCCACAGCCAUCUGGAGUGCCACAAGAAGUGCAUCCUGGGCAUCUUCUGCCACCGUGAGUGCAGGGACAUCUUCUGGCUCUCCCGGGUGCAAUUCAGUGCCUACUGGUGUGCUACGAGUGGGCCAGUGCCCCCAAAUUCAGGAUACCUCUUUGGGGGGCUGUUCAGUGCCCACAGCGCCAACGCCAUCACCGGUGCCCAGUCCUGCCCCUCAGGGUACUUCCCACUGAAGCUCUUUGAUGAGCUGAGGGUGUGCGUGAGCCAGGAUUAUGAGCAGGGCAGCCAGUACGCAGUGCCCUUUGGAGGCUUCUUCAGCUGCCAGUCAGGGAACCCCUUGGCAGGGCGGCACCAGGGCACUGCAGAGGACCCCCAUGCCAAGAGCUGCCCCCCAGGCUUCAGCCAGCACUUGGCGCUCAUCAGCGAUAGCUGCCAGGUGGAGUACUGCGUCCAGGCUGGAGUCUUCACAGGGGGCUCACUGCCGCCCGCCCGCCUGCCACCCUUCACCCGGCCCCCCACCAACCUACCGACCAUCGACACUGUGCUGGUGAGCAGCGGGGAUGGGGACAACGCCUGGGUCAGGGAUGGGCAGAGCCACGCGUGGCGGCUGGCACAACCAGAAGAGGUCCAGCACGCAGCAGAGAUGGUGAGGGGCCGGGGGCUGACAGGGGGUGAGGUGGCGGGCGUCACUGCGGCAGUCCUGGCAGGGCUGGCCACUAUCCUGGCAACGGUCUGCUACAGCCACCGGAGGUACAAGGCGAGGGGGUAUCACACAGUGGGUGAAGGGGACAGCCUGGCUGCUGCAGGGCCCGAGGACAGCACUGUGCUGAGUGUGGGUGAGGGGUAUCAGCAAGAGUCGGAGGGGCUGAUGGCGUAAAAUUCCCCCUCCCUGCUCCCUGCAGUUGCCAGGCAACGCCUUCUGCCCCAAACCCAGGCAAAGCCCCCUGUUCACCCCCCUUUCCAGGGACAAAGCUAGGCAGCAGCACCAGCCCCCUGCCCUCGCCGCCCCGCAGCUAAAAGUCCCUGUUCCCAGACACCCCAGGCUCUCCCCUCCAUGGGGCGACACAUGCUCUUGCCCUCCAUCAGAUCCCCGGUCUCCAGCUCCAUGGAGACUCCAUGGCCCUUCAGACAUCCCUCCCCAACUGACCUCAGAGGCCAACCCCCAGGGUCAACCCAUCAUCAGGACCCAUCAUGAUCUCCCUCUGCCAGACCCUGUACCUCCAUGGUUGCAUCUCCCCGCUCCAAGCAGUGCCGCAGCUUUGCCCCUUCAGAGAUAAGUGAGUUUCCCUUCCACUGCAAGCCAUGCCCCAGCUGUCCCCACCACUGCAAAACCAGACAGGGGGACCUAGGGCUCUUCAACAAGCCACUGGAGAGCCAAAGGAGAAUGAAAUCCUGAGCGCAGCCACCUUCUUCCCCCCCCAAGGGUAGCCCCAAAAAGCCAGGGGAAGCUGUGGAAACCCCUCCCCUGACACACAGGAACACCAGUGGGACUCAAGCACAGUGGAGACUUGGUACUUAUAAGAACAUUGGGUGGGGAUGCAAGCUGGGGCCCAGUGCCUGGGAAAAGAGCCCCCAGCCCUCCAAACCCAGAGAGCUCCCCAGCUACUGCAAGCACCCAGUGCCAGCAGAGAGGCCCUCAGCAAGGCUUUGCCUCACAGGAAAGGAGGGAGCAGAGGGGUCCUGUGGGGACACCCAGAGUUAGCCACCGAUUCCUGCCCACAGCAACCAGAGGGCAACCCCUGUCUCCAUGUAUAUCUAUCGAGAUAGAUAUACACACGCAUGCAGAGAGGCACGGAUCAGUUUUAUUUCAGCCAGCAACUAAUUGCGUAGGCAACACAGCAUUAAAAAGGAAAAAAAAAAAAUAAAAUCAUUGUGUAAAGA